Molecule: messenger RNA, 2583 nt
Organism: Astyanax mexicanus (Mexican tetra)
Lineage: Eukaryota; Metazoa; Chordata; Actinopteri; Characiformes; Acestrorhamphidae
Product: trace amine-associated receptor 13c-like
Exons: 1
Coding region: 498-1484 (328 amino acids)
Biological process (GO): G protein-coupled receptor signaling pathway
Cellular component (GO): membrane
Molecular function (GO): trace-amine receptor activity
Source: RefSeq, a predicted model, not a curated record
AGUUCUGAGUAGAAGUGUUCUUUGAGUUUUACACAUUAAAACAAACAUUUUUGAACUUAAGUAUUGCAAGUAGUUUAUUCUAAAAUGUUCUAAUCAAGAACUGAAUGUUUUUAAAAAGAUCAGCUUGAUCGCUUGAUUAACUCAAUGAUGAGCAGCUUUAUAAGAGCAGAUCAAAUUAAAAUAAUAAAAAAAUGAAUAAUAAGCAAAGGACAUUCACAGCAGACUAUAGGACACAAAACAAUCAAUAUGCAUAAACGAGGGCUGUAUGAUUAUUUAAGGAUAAUGUGAUUGCAUCAGGUACCCAAUUGCUCACCACACUGUUACUAGGGGGUGUGAACGUUAUGAAAUUAUAUAAACCUCUGAUCUGCUCGCUCUGCUUAACCAAACUUUCUUAAUGAAGUCAUGAAUCUGGAUAAUAUUAUUAUCAUAGUGUUGCAAAAGAAGAUCUGAAUUUUACAUUACAGUUUUAUAUUACUUUAAAUUAUCCUUAUAGAAGGAUGAAUGUUACCGGGUUUAACCAAACUGAUGGGUGUCUUCCUUAUGUCUGUUCAGAGAGAUCUGUAUCUACUGCAGUUUAUGUGUUACUGUAUAUCUGUGCAGCUGCUGUAGUUCUGUUAACAGUGUUUGGAAAUCUGCUCAUCAUUAUCUCUAUUUGUCACUUCAAGCAGCUCCACACUCCAACUAACAUGCUCAUCCUCUCUCUGGCUGUAUCAGACUUUCUGGUUGGAUCUUUUGUGAUGCCGAUGUUAUUAAUCUGGAUGAUUGAAUCCUGUUGGAUUUUUGAGAGAGUUUAUUGUAUUUUUUUUCUUCUGACGUCCUACUUUUUUACAAGCACAUCUAUUUAUAGCAUCGCUCUGAUUGCUGCUGAUCGUUACUUUGCUCUUUCUAAUCCAUUUAUUUACACUGAAUCAGUUUCUGUGAACACAAUGUGUGUUGUGGUUUUAUGUAGCUGGUUUAUAUUGCUGGUAUAUAUUUUAGCACUCUUAUACUUCAAUAUACCAGUUGUAAAAUUAUUGAUGUGUCCUGGAGACUGCUUUUUAUUAUUAGAUGAGAUCUGGUCUUUAGUUGACCUUGUGGUAACAUUUGUCUUUCCUUUUACUGUUAUAAUUGUACUGUAUGUUCUCAUUUUUAUUAUUGCCAAAAAACAUGCCACUGCUAUCAGAGAGCUUAAUGCUCAAACACGGACUCAGACAUCAGGAAAUACAUCAGAGUCAGUAUCAGAGAGAAAAGCAGCGAGAGCUGUUACUACUUUAAUAUUUGUGUUUAUGGCUUGUUUAUUUCCUUAUUUUGUUUACACAUUGUCAGGAGAUACUGAUCAAAUAGAAUUUAAUUCGUUUCAAAAUGUAUUUAUCCUGCUUUAUCUAAAUUCUGCUAUUAAUCCAGUUAUUUAUGCUUUGUUUUACCCAUGGUUUAGGAAGUGUGUUAAACUGCUUCUAACUUUUAAAAUAUUUAAAACAGAUUCUGCACUAAUGAACGUGCUCUGAAGAAUUACAAGGCUAUUAUAGUUUGAAGGAGAAUCAGGAGAACACUUUUUUAAAUUAUUAAAUGUUUUUUUUUUUUAACCUGGAAAGGACCUGGUGAACAUGUUAAGCAUGUCACUAAACUGGGUGAGUAAAGUUAAUAAGUUAAUAAUAAGCGUCACAAGUUAUAGUUCUUAAGACAGUAAAAAAACACUGUUAAAUGGUUAAGUAACAUCUUAAUUAAUUAUUAAUUGGCACUAGUAAAGACUUGAUUAAAUGUUACUAAAUUUUAAUACUUAACAGUGCUGUAAAUAAUAAUGAAUUGAGACAUUAGCUACAUGUAAUGUUGAAUAAUGCCUCAACUAUUGUCAAUUAAUAACUUGUUUAGACUUUCUGUUGUAAGUACUGUUAAUUAAUCUUCCUUUAUUUUAAAGUGUUACCGAUGAUUGUUAUCAGUGUAGGCAAUGACAAAGCAAGUCCCUAAAGACAUACAAUUGAUAGAUGCUUGGAAAACAUUAGGAGCAUUACUUAGUCUAAAUGCAGGACAGCAUACUCAUAAAGUCCAGUAAUGAAAAUGUUUUUUUUCAUUCACUCCAUUUUUCAAUAAUUUAAUGCUUUAUUGUGCAGACUAAAUUUAAGAUACAUGGAUGUUUUGCCAAUCAGUACAUAUCAGUUUGAUCAUUCAGACCUCAGAAGAUUAUUUAGAAGAUGUCUGGUGAGUGUCUGUUAACUUUGUGAUCCAAUGCAGUCUCCCAUUUAAGCAAUAAAAAUGAAAGUCACACAUUAUUAAAUAUAAUUACAGAUUAAGUUAUUAAUGGAUCUUUACUUCUGUAUGUUCUUUAAGGUAAGGCAGUGGAAUCACUGUUUUGUUUGUUUACUUGCACAUAUGUACAAAUAUCUAUGAACUUGUUAAAUGUUGGGUUCUUACAGAGCUUCAAGACCUGAUGUAUUCAAGUAUUUCAAGUGAGUGAUCAAAAUUAUGUCUAAAAUAAAGUGUGUGUGUGUGUGUGUGUGUGUGUGUAAGAAUCUGGAACAUUUUACAUAAUUGAACUGUUAAUUAUUGAAUGCCUAUUUUGUAUUGCCUUAAACAUAGAGUCAUACAAAAAUAUUCAUUCUUCAAUUU